AUGCAAUCGACUAUGUUUAUGCCUGCUGGUAAUGUUGUAAAUUCAGUUGGUGGACCUGCUAUGGGAGGUGGUGCUGGACUAGAUGUGGUUCAUGGCAAUGUAGGAAAUAGCGGCACUGUUAGUGGUGGAGCUGCUGUUACCGGAACUAGUGCUGCUGGUGGUAGUGGUGUAGGUGUUGUGCCUGGAGUCGGUGCUGUUGGUGCAGCCCCUGGUGUUGGUAUCGCUCCUAAUUCUGUUGGUGGCAACCCAAGUGGGAAUGGUGAGACUCAUGCUCUAGAUGAUCCUAAUGUGUACCAUUGGAUAUGUCAAUUGACUUAUGGCCCUCAAAAAGAACAGGCAAUGCUGGAAUUGGGAAGGAAAAGAGAACAAUUUGAUGAUUUGGCGAUGGUUAUUUGGUCCUCAUUUGGUGUGAUGACCUCUCUAUUGAACGAAAUUAUAUCAGUUUAUCCAAUGUUACAACCUAAUUUACUAUCGAACCAAUUAUCUAAUAGAGUAUGUAACGCGUUAGUCUUGCUACAAUGUGUUGCUUCGCAUCCAGAGACAAAGCAUUUAUUUUUGCAAGCACAUAUCCCAUUAUUUUUAUUCCCAUUUUUGAAUACUACCUCUAGACAAAGGACUUUUGAAUAUUUGAGAUUGACUUCAUUGGGUGUCAUUGGUGCAUUAGUUAAAAAUGAUUCUCAUGAAGUGAUAAGUUUCCUACUAAGAACCGACAUCAUUCCAUUAUGUUUAAGAAUAAUGGAGACUUCAUCUGAACUAUCCAAGACUGUGGCGAUUUUCAUUUUACAAAAAAUUUUAUUAGACGAUGUUGGGUUGCAAUACAUUUGUGCAACUUUAGAAAGAUUCUAUGCUGUAACUAAUGUACUAAAGAAUAUGGUUGAUCAAUUGACUUCGCAAACACCUCCAGGAAGACUAUUAAAGCAUAUAAUCAGAUGUUAUUUGAGAUUAAGUGAUAACUUAGAGGCAAGAAGGCUAUUAAAAAUUGUAUUACCCGAAAGAUUGAGAGACAAUACUUUUACUGAAGUAUUGAAAGAUGAUGUGGGAUCCAAAAGAUGUCUGGCACAAUUGUUAUUAACGUUGAAUGAAGACCAACAGAUGCCAAUUUCAACUGCCCAACAACAGCAGCAGCAGCAACAACAACAAAUGCAACCAUUGCCACAAGGAAAGGCACCACAGUCAUAUCCACAACCUCCACGUAUGUGA
This is a messenger RNA of Vanderwaltozyma polyspora DSM 70294, 1200 nucleotides long. It is a transcript of the gene CAF40, whose product is annotated as CCR4-NOT core subunit CAF40. Lineage: Eukaryota; Fungi; Ascomycota; Saccharomycetes; Saccharomycetales; Saccharomycetaceae. Gene Ontology annotation, cellular component: CCR4-NOT core complex; CCR4-NOT complex; P-body. The record is from RefSeq and is a predicted model, not a curated record. The transcript has a single exon. Bases 1 to 1200 code for a protein of 399 amino acids. Gene Ontology annotation, biological process: mRNA catabolic process; negative regulation of translation.